Messenger RNA from Phaedon cochleariae (mustard beetle), 925 nucleotides. NCBI's taxonomy places the organism in Eukaryota, Metazoa, Arthropoda, Insecta, Coleoptera, Chrysomelidae. The record is from the annotation of a GenBank genome assembly.
UCCUUACUGGACAAAGGGUCAACGAAUCAGAAGAAGAAGAAAAUGAAAUUGGUAUCAAUUUUUUAGUUUAAGGAAAUGUUGAUGGAGAAUAAAAUUUCAAUUUCAAAUAAUCUAACUUCUAGAAUGGAAGACUUCGAAUGGAAUGUUGUAAAUGAAGGGCAGUUGUUGGACGCUAUGGUAGGCCAUAAACCAGUAGGUGUGAACAAAUAUUUUCAAAUGGCUUUCAUAUGUGACAAAUUCACAGACAAUUUGCACAAAGAUAUAAACUCUGAUAAAAUAUGGGCCCAUCUAGAAACAAUGUAUAAUCUGGAAGCACUAGAUGAAUGUGAAUCUAUACCUUUCCCAAACACUGAAAGAGAAUUUAAUCUUCCUGAUUCUGAGUAUGCCAGCCUAAUAGGCAAGAAAGAAGAUAAAAAGGUACAAACACCUAAAAGCAAUCAGGAACUAUCUAAAUCAUUGAAGGAUUUUAAAAAAGAAGAUAAUAAAACUCCAGUAAGACUUCAAAAAGACCAAAGAGACAGAGAUGGAAAAGAUAAUAGAACACCAAAAAAAGAUAUGAAAAAAGAACCUGAGAAGAGCAAAGUUCCUGUUAAAGGAAGAACUUCAAUUUCUGCUGGAAAGGAUGAUAAUAAAACUCCAAAAUCCAAAUCUGAAGACACACCAAAACUAACCAAACGUCCUACAAGAGGUAGUAUGAAACCAAAUGAUGAUUCUGGAUCUAGUGGUAAAUCUAGUCCCAUCACAGUAGCACCUACUGCUAAAAGAAGGAGAAUAUGAAUAAUUCCAGAACCGAAUCCAAACCCCAAGAAGAAACCAAACAAGAAAAACUUAUUGCACAAGAUUCAAGAAGAAUAUAACCCUCUCCCCAAUAUAAUAAGAUAUGUAUCGAUUUCUUAAUUCUUCCGAACUAUAUCAUUAUUUAUAA